AUGGCGACGGCCAUCCCGAGUAUCGCCGAUAACUUCCACUUGUCAAUCUUGUGGGCUGGGGGCAAGGUCUAUCCGUUCUUAUCUAUUAAAUAUGCCUUCUUGGUUGCCCCCUUUAUCUUCGCCCCCGGGUCGUUGAUUUCUGUGGUCCACCACUCCUUCCACACUCUCUACUAG
Aspergillus tanneri is the source of this 174-nucleotide messenger RNA. RefSeq lists its product as uncharacterized. Bases 1 to 174 code for a protein of 57 amino acids. The record is from RefSeq and is a predicted model, not a curated record. Lineage: Eukaryota; Fungi; Ascomycota; Eurotiomycetes; Eurotiales; Aspergillaceae. The transcript has 2 exons.